Molecule: messenger RNA, 1389 nt
Organism: Bufo gargarizans (Asiatic toad)
Lineage: Eukaryota; Metazoa; Chordata; Amphibia; Anura; Bufonidae
Gene: NYX
Product: nyctalopin
Exons: 1
Coding region: 1-1389 (462 amino acids)
Cellular component (GO): extracellular matrix
Molecular function (GO): protein binding
Source: RefSeq, a predicted model, not a curated record
AUGAUUUUUUUUCUUGUAGUUGUUGUUUUCAUCCAGCCACUUUAUGCCAUAUGGGCCUGUUUCCGCUCCUGUCCAUCAAGCUGUGUUUGUACUCAGGAACGAAACUGCUCGGUGUUAUGUGAUCGAAUAGGACUCCUGGAGAUCCCUAAUGAAUUUCCAUGUGAAGCUUCCUUUAUUAACCUUGAUAAAAAUAAUAUCAAAUUUCUCUCCGAACGCGCUUUUGGGACUUUGCCUUCGUUAAAAUGUCUCUCACUGAGCCACAAUAACAUAUCUUUCAUUACUCCUGGGGCAUUCAAAGGUUUGCCCAAUCUGAUUGAGCUCAAAAUGGCCCAUAAUGAUUACAUUCGAUAUCUGCACACUCAAACCUUUUCAGCUUUGAAGAAACUAAUAAAAUUGGAUUUAGCGGAUUGCAAUUUGUUCAACAUCCCUGACAGGCUAUUUGUUGAUCUUCCAUUACUUCGUGAACUUAUAUUCUUUCAAAACAACUUUCGGAGGAUUCCAGGAGCUAUCCGAGGAAUGCAGAGCUUAACUCACGUCUAUCUGGAAAGCAACAGGAUUGAGGCUGUGGCUUAUAAUUCCCUACAAGAUAUACCAAAUCUAACCUAUCUGAACCUUCAAGACAAUAAAAUAAAUGUCAUCCAUGAUAAGUCUUUUCAAGACUGCCAGAAAAUGGAAUAUCUUUUUCUUAAUGACAACUUACUAAAUGAGCUACCAGAUAACUGCUUUAAAGGGCUAAAGAAACUAAAGAUGUUAAACUUGGGUGGGAACUAUAUACGAAAUGUCUCACGUGUUUGGUUUCAAGAUUUGAUUGAGCUAGAAGUCCUUUAUCUAGAACGCAAUAAGAUAGUCUACAUUGAAGAAGAAGCAUUUGAAAACCUCACCAGCUUAGUAUCUUUGCAUCUAAACAGCAACAACUUGACCACUUUACCAUUUGAGGUCUUUAGACCAGUGUAUUUUAUAGGACGGCUAUAUCUUUUUAAGAAUCCAUGGGAGUGUGAUUGUAGGAUUGAAUGGUUAAGAGAGUGGAUGGAGAAUUACAAGCUUGUUCGAGAUAUACUUUGUGCAUCACCUUCCUCAUUGGCAGGCAUUGACCUCAGCAGUAUUUUCUUUCAAAAGUCGCCUGAAGGAUUCUGCCUGGACCCAUCAGAACAAAAUUUUACUUACUAUAUUCCCCUACCUACAGAACGGCUCCAGUCUACCAUGGAAUCAAAACUAAGCAGCCUCAUCUCCAAACUACUUUUGCCUGGAAGUAGUCUUGAAGAUCUUGGAAAUGUGACAGAGAGUUUUGAUAACAGCACAUACAACACUGGCAAGGCCUUUACUGCUCCAUUAGCACAUAAUGUAGUUCCCAUGUUGUUUCUUGUCUCUUUGACAAUGAUUAUAUUUUAA